AUGGCGACCCCGCCACCCGAGACUCUGACCCAAGUGGUCAAGGAGGAGAAGCCUCAGCUUCCUCCAUCCCCUACGGGAGGCUCCGCACCGGACAUCGCCCCAAGCAGUGUGUCUACAGCAAACGAAGGCCCCAAAAUGGACGUGACUUCUGAAGCAACUGAGAGCAACCCCUCCCCACUGAAUGGCAAUGCAAACGCGGAGCCUAAAGUCGCGAAUGGUACCAAUGGUACUACCUCUGCUACUUCCCCGCCAAAUCUCCCCGCACCCCCUUCAGGUGGUGACAAGCCUGCAGAAGGACUGAACAGGGAAAGCAAGGAACCCGCGGCAGCCCCGUCGGCCCCCGCAACUAUCGACACCAGCGAGACUGUCACUGCUCAAGCCCCGCCAGUCCCGACUUCUGAGUCCUUUGAGGCCUCCCAGGGCGACAAGAUGGAUGUGGACGCGUCUCAGGAGCCGCGAACCGAUUCUGAGCCUGCGAAGUCCAACCUUCCCCACCACCCUGUUUCCGAAACCCCAAAGCUGCCUCCACUCCAGACAGAUCACGAAAUGAAGGACUCUACACCUGCCCCAUCCUCACCCUCGAAGGUUUCCCGCGAGCGCGAGGCAGAUCCGGCAGAGGAGCCGGCUGCUAAGCGUACUAAGGUUGACGGUCAAGACUCAGCUCACGUGGAUUUCAAGCUUCCAGAGGCACCGGCGCCAGCUCCUGAAACUCCCGCCGCAGGAAAUGACACAGGAAUCACCAAGAUGCAGCACAAGUUCCUCACGAAGAGUCUCUCGAGCCUGAAGCGUAUGCAUGAUUCUCGCUUCUACCGCGAUCCCGUUGAUCCUUUGAAACUCAAUAUCCCUUCCUACUUCAAUAUCAUCACUAGUCCCAUGGAUCUGGGCACCAUGGAGAAGAAGCUGAAGGCCAACCAGUACUCGUCUCCUCAAGCCUUGAUCGACGAUUUCAACCUAAUGGUGUCAAACUCUGCCACCUUCAAUGGCCCAGACCACAUUUGGAAGAAAGAGACCAAAGAAGGUAGCGGAGAAGAGCAUCUGCCGCGCGCAGGGAGCCUCGCACCUCUCUCGGCAGCGUGUCCACGAAGGCUGCUUCUCCCCCAGAACACUACUUUUGCCUUGGGUCCCGAGGGGCUACCAGUCAUUCGUCGUGACUCCUCCAAUCCUGAUCGCCCAAAGCGCUCCAUCCACCCUCCCAAGCGAGAUCUUCCCUACUCCACUAAGCCCAAGAAGAAGAAGUUCCAGUGGGAGCUGCGUUUCUGUCAGGAGACUCUCAACGAACUGAUGAAGCCGAAGUACGUUCAGUGUGCCUCGCCAUUCUACUACCCCGUGGACCCCGUCGCGCUUAAUAUCCCCACCUACCACAACAUCAUCAAGAAGCCUAUGGAUCUGCAGACCAUCCAGACAAAGCUCAAGACCGGCCAAUACGAGAAUGCCAAGGAGUUUGACAGUGAUAUCCACCUCAUGCUCAAGAACUGCUACCGAUUCAAUUUGGAGGGUGAUCCCACCUACAUUGCCGGGAAAGAAUUUGAAGCGGCUUAUCAGGCUCAGUGGGCUAAGAAGGAAGACUUCCUUGAAAAGCAUGAGCCUCCACCCGAGCAAACCGACUCGUCUGACAACGAGAGCGACGCGGAGGGUGAUGCUUCCGAUGAGGAAACCGCCAAGAUCAAUGCCCUCCAGCGACAGAUCGCAGAGAUGUCUCGCCAAAAGGCCGGCAAGGCUAAGUCUGGCAAGAAGGAUUCUAAGAAGAGCAGCACCGGCAAUAAGAAGACGAGCAAGAGUGCCAAGAGCGGCCAGCGUUUCAUUACCUACGACGAGAAGCAGAUCAUCUCCAAUGGCAUUAGUAGCCUUCCCCGAUAA
Molecule: messenger RNA, 1857 nt
Organism: Penicillium chermesinum
Lineage: Eukaryota; Fungi; Ascomycota; Eurotiomycetes; Eurotiales; Aspergillaceae
Exons: 4
Coding region: 1-1857 (618 amino acids)
Biological process (GO): regulation of DNA-templated transcription; chromatin remodeling
Cellular component (GO): nucleus; chromatin
Source: RefSeq, a predicted model, not a curated record